AAGAAAUCAGCUGACCUGUCAAAACAUUACGCAGCGCAUGGUGGCGUGGCUAUUUUCUGACCGUUUGGUGACAACAUGGCAACCAAGAUGGAGCUGGCGCCUCUCCGACAAUGGGAUGACUUCUUCCCUGGAGUGGACCGAUUUGCGAAACCAGACUUUAGCGAUCUAGCGAAGUGGAACAACAGAAUGAUCAGUAACUUAAUGUAUUACCAAACUAACUACUUCGCCGCGGCCCUGGUGGUUUUCUUGAUUGUUGGGUUCCUAAAUCCCUUUGGCCUGUUUCUAGGAGGAACUGUGGUGACUCUGGUCUUUGCAGGGUCUGUUUGGGCUGGAGAGAACAAGGCCUUCAUCAAAAGCUUCAAAAGGAAGAACCCAACUCUAUUUGUCAUCUGUGUCAUGGUCACAAGUUAUUUUCUGCUGUCUCUGUGUGGAGGUGUCAUGAUCUUCAUCUUUGGGAUCACUUUCCCGUUGCUCUUAAUCAUGAUCCAUGCCUCUCUGAGGCUGCGCAACAUAAAGAACAAGCUGGAGAACAAGAUUGAAGGAGUUGGCUUGAAGAAGACCCCCAUGGGCAUCAUCAUGGAUCUCCUGGAUCAGCAGGAGGAAAAAAUGAACAAGAUUCAGGACUUUAUCGAAAGUAAACUCAAGGAAUAAUGCUUUAGCCUUGAGAAUGUUGAGUAUUUACCAUCAUCCAGAAUGGAUUAAGAGUCUGAUCCCGCAAAUCACCAUUUAGAUAGAAAACGUUAUUGAAAAUCUACUUUUCCACUUUUUAUAAUCAUAUCAGUUUGGUUUAUAAACUCAUGCCACUUUGCCAGUUCACAAUAUGUAACUUUUUAAAUGGUUGUGCAAUCUUUGUACAGUGAGGAUGACAGGCACGUUGCGCUGAAAGUCAUUAAAACUUCCUUUGUCCCCCCAAAAAAACCUUUAAAUCCAAGUCAUUGCUGUUUUUUGUAACACUCCAUUUACUUUUACAUUUAAAAAUUCACGAGCAUGAUGCAUUUUUUCUGAAGCACAACUUCUUCUGUAAGGGUAUUCUACCUCGGAAAUGAACACGCUUAGUGUUAUGGCUAUUUUAGGCAUUGAAACUGCUGAUUUGACAGCCAUACCUACAUUUCAGUUUCAUUAGGAAAAAAAAUGGAUUUGCAAUCUUUUUUUUUGUUUUGUUUACAUAUUUGGUUAGAUGGUUUGACUGUGUGUGGGUUUUCUGUCAUCAUUUUGUGCAUAGAGCUCCUAGUUAUCUGGAACCCCUCCACCCCAAAUGGUUACAGCUAUGCAAUGUUCAAAAGUUAAUGGCAAAUACAGCUUUGUUUAAAUAUGAAGCAAUGAUAUGCACAUAUUUGUUUUACUCUGUAAACUGGCAGCAACACUGAAAGUAACGUUGUUCUAAAGAAAAAAUCCUGUAUUAAACCAAAUUAUGUAUAACAGAAAUGUAAAGUGUUGAUUAAAAACUGCUCCAAUUUCUUUUUUAUUUUAUUUUGACAGAUGCGUCCAGUGUUUCUUUUCUUGCAGCAGUCUAUGCAUGUGACAUACACAAGUAGCAAAUCUAUUAGAAAAUCUUUACAUGUGUUGUCAUUUUAUGUAUGUUUUUCAUUCCCGAAACAUGUAUUAACUGGAAGCCAAAUAAAGCAGUCUAAAAAAAAUUA
This is a messenger RNA of Oryzias latipes (Japanese medaka), 1640 nucleotides long. Its product is annotated as PRA1 family protein 3. The record is from RefSeq and is a predicted model, not a curated record. Gene Ontology annotation, biological process: negative regulation of transport. NCBI's taxonomy places the organism in Eukaryota, Metazoa, Chordata, Actinopteri, Beloniformes, Adrianichthyidae. Gene Ontology annotation, cellular component: membrane.